CAUCCUAUCGCCGUUGGCUUCGCCGUCGUUCCUCCUGCAGGCGAUGUCCAAGAGGCAGGCCAUGCUGAGGUCGAUGUGGUCGCCGUUCACCGCCAUGUUCAGGGACAGGCAUUGCGCCGCGACUGCGAGCGGUCUCAUCGUCGUCAGAGCCGGCGGCGGCGGCCGUGACGACGCUGCCGUGGCGAGAAAGUCCCGGUCGAGCCUGGAGGACCUCCUGAGGAUCGAAGCCUCGUCGAACCCCGACACGACGACGGCCGGCGACAAACCACAGCCGGACAUGGCGCCGCCGAGCAACUCCUCCAAGGAGAGCGAGCCGCAAACGGUGGUCGCCUUCGCCGCCGACGACAACAGCAAUGCCGCCUGCAGCCGUCCUCCGCCGCGUCUCGGCGUCGGCAGCGGCAGCGGCGGCGGCGGCGGCGCGGUGCUCGUCCGGGCUCCGACGGUGAGGGUGAAGGUUAACAGGCUCGCCGUGCUCGUCCCUGCAGCACGCUCGCGAGCCACGAGGGUGACAGACGCGGGUCUGCCGGCGAAACGCGGCUCGUACUGGAGGAUCGCCGCCGCCGGUCGUGGCGGCGCCGGCGAGAGGAGCGAGCAUUUCUACCAGCGGCCGAUCCCGCUGGGGCGGCGGUGCCGUGUGCAACACCUGGAGGAGGGUCCUUCCCAAGCGUGACGUACAUGUUCGGUUGAAACGUUGCCUUGGAUGCUUAAAGAAACUAUUACUAAAAUACUGUAUAGUAUUACAUUAUAUACAGUGGUUUCUUGUUAUUAAUACACAGCAUGUGUGGACUGUAAUAUGUGACACUAAUGGUUGCAAUUAACUAUAUCUCAAAUAAAAAAUAUAAGAAAAAUUACAAG
Messenger RNA from Oryza brachyantha (malo sina), 855 nucleotides. RefSeq lists its product as uncharacterized. The record is from RefSeq and is a predicted model, not a curated record. The transcript has a single exon. NCBI's taxonomy places the organism in Eukaryota, Viridiplantae, Streptophyta, Magnoliopsida, Poales, Poaceae. Bases 44 to 670 code for a protein of 208 amino acids.